Molecule: messenger RNA, 3985 nt
Organism: Pecten maximus
Lineage: Eukaryota; Metazoa; Mollusca; Bivalvia; Pectinida; Pectinidae
Product: nicalin-1-like
Exons: 14
Coding region: 108-1787 (559 amino acids)
Biological process (GO): regulation of signal transduction
Cellular component (GO): endoplasmic reticulum membrane
Source: RefSeq, a predicted model, not a curated record
AGCGCUCUUCCGACCUCGUUCUGGAACACAUGGUCAUCUCCACUUGAGAUAUUUUCUGUGAUAUCCUAGAUUUAGACCGCGUUUGAAGCGGUUAACCCACCUUCAAAAUGGUCCUCGAUACCAUAGGAGAGGUCCUGGAUAUGUUCAAGAACAGCUUUCCGUUAUCUUUCCUGUUUUUCAUCCCGAUCUUCAUAAUAAUCUCUCCUGUGAGCCCGGUGAAUGCCGCUCAUGAAUUUGCGGCUUAUCGAAUGCAGCAGUACGACAUCCACGGAACACAUUACGGCUGUAAGAGUGCACUUGUGAACAUGGAAGCCAGACCAAUUGAUGCAAAGAUGAUCACCAGACGCUGCAUCAUUGUGAGACUCCAAGAAAUCUCAAUUUCUAGAUACCGUGAUCUGAUCCAGGAAAAUGCUGGGGCAUUAAUGAUCCUCCUCCCCAGGAACCUGACAACAAUCACAGAACAAGAGAAAAAGAACCUGGAGAUCCUAGAGAGAGACAUCCUGUCAGAGGAUACAUCCGUCCCUGUGUACUUUUCCCCAGAGACGGAUGACCUGAUCCAGAUCCAUGCUGACCUACAGAGUGGCAGUUCUGGAGACCAGGCAAAUACUGCAGUUGAUGCUCUGUUGGGUGCUGCUACUGCCAACGGUUUCCAAAUCGUAGUCAAUGGUGCUCAGUCCAGAAGUCUUCCAGACUUUCAAAUCACAAAUCUACAGGGGCACCUGUCAGGAUUUGGGAUAGAAGAACAGCUGCCAUCUAUUGUAAUUGUAGCACACUACGAUUCCUUCGGUGUGGCUCCUAGUCUGGCUCAGGGUGCUGACUCCAAUGGCAGUGGUGUAAUUGCACUUUUGGAGUUGUCAAGACUGUUUGCCAAGCUGUUCACAAAUUCCCGCACACAUGCCAAAUACAACCUCAUCUUCCUUUUGUCAGGAGGUGGAAAAUUUAAUUACCAGGGCACCAAACGUUGGAUAGAGGACAACAUCGACUCACCAGACAAUAACUUGCUGACAGAUGUUGCAUAUGUACUAUGUCUGGACAGUCUUGGUGACUCUGACCAGCUUUUCCUCCAUGUCUCAAAACCUCCCAAAGAGGGCACACCAGGGCACACCUUCUUAAAGAAUCUUGAGGAUGUCAUCAAGACAUUUUUCCCAAAGACGUCGUUCAAAAUGGUGCACAAGAAAAUAAACUUAGCAGACGACAUGUUGUCAUGGGAACAUGAGCGCUUCAGUGUUAAACGUCUUCCAGCUUUCACCGUGUCACAUAUGGAGUCUCAUAAAUCACCAGAAAAAACCACUAUCAUGGAUACAAGAGAUAAGGUUGACACCCAAAAGUUAAGCCAAAACAUCCGUGUGAUAGCAGAGAGCCUGGCCAGACAUCUGUACAACCUGACUAACCAGCCAAACCUCAGACUUUUCACAGAUGCGCUGGAUGUCCAAGAAAGUCUAGUAUCAGCCUGGCUUGACCAGCUCACUGCUCAGCCUCGUGCCAUGCAGCUCCUAGGAAAGGACAGCGGUUUGCUCAAUACCCUAGAGGAGACAAUGAAUCGUUACCUCAAGGAUGUUCGUAGGACAACAUUGAAGGCUGAUAAAAGAGAUCCAGAAUUUAUGUUCUACGAUGGUGCUAUGUAUCAGAUGAGUGCUUAUAAUGUAAAACCAGCCAUUUUUGACUUGUUCCUCGCCAUGGGAAUAGUUGGAUACUUGACUGUUGUGUACUUUGCAGUAUUGAAUUUCCAUUACUUUUAUGGAGCUUUACGCAGUGUGACAAGCCCAAAGAGAAUGAAAGUGCAGUAGAGAUUUGAUGUGUGAGAGAAAAGGUUCAUCAGCAUGUAAGAGCUUCUUGAAAAGAAGAUUCAGACACAAGAACAUUUAAAGAACAAAGGCUUCUUAUGCAAAAGAUUUUUUUAUACUAUUUCUAGAUUAAAUUUGUAUUUAAUGCAAAAGAAAUUCCAUUUAUUGUGAUAUGUUUUAAAUGUCCCACACCCAGAAUAUUUUUGUUAUAUUCAACAGGUGUACAUGACAAGGGUAACUGAAACUUGGGUUUAUGUUUUCUCUUGUUCAAAUGAGAAGAUUCUACAGCUUCAAUUGAAAGUUUGAUGAGUGCAAUUUUUUCGUGGAAGAAAAACCAUAACUGCAGUUUUGAACAAAGAACAAAACAAAAAAUAAUUGGCAUUACAAUAUCAUGGUACAAAAACAAUUUUUUUAUGCAUGUUAAUUUGUAAUGUCAACAGGUAAAAAUUGUGUUAACAGUAACACACAUCAUAGUAAGAAUGUACAUAUUACUUACAUUUCUAUUUAUAUACUAUCUUUUAAUUAUAUAUGAAAAAAGGCUUUACAUUCUCAUGGCUGUUUUUUUUUGUGUAAUUGAUCUCAUACAGCUGUACAUUUGUUAUUUUAUACAAUGCAAAAGGACAUUGUAUUUGAGUUAGAUAUAACUAGAUUUUAACAGCUGCAUUUACUGUAAGGUGUAAUAUGUUAUUACUGUGUUAAUCAGAUAUAACCAGUAUGUUCCGAAAUUUAUAUAUUUGUGAGGUUAUUUUUGUCAGCAAAGCAAUCUUGUUGUAUAUCUAGAUAUUGUUGUAAACAGAAUGGGUUGAUGUUAUUGUAUAUUAACCUGUAAUUAAACAGUUAAAAUGUUCUGUGUAGUAAUUAUAAUCAGUAUGGAUAACUUCUACUUGAUAACACCAUAUUUUAAUUUAAUUGUUAAAGAUAUACAACAUUCUGAUACUCAAAUUGAGAGUUUAAUUGCCUAAAAAUGAUAAAAUAUAAUAUCAAGUCUAUAUAAUAUCCAAUUUAAACAUGUGUAUUAAAUUGUUUUAUUGUUUUCUUCAUCAAAAUUAUGCCUUCAUAAGGCAUGAUGUUUGCUUUUUGUAACUGAGGCCAUAAUCAAAUUGUCUCAUUUCGAUUCAUCCGCUAGGGAUCAAGCCCUAUGCCUUUGGCUUAAUAGCCUACUCAACUAAUCAAGCUAAAGAGAAGGUUUUUUUUAUAGCCAGGUGUUAAACUUUACGGCAAGAGCCUAUAAAAACAAAUUGUUUUUUAUUCCAAAGUGCAUUCCUUUGUGUUGUUUUAAGUCUACCAACACGAUCUAAUUUUAUGUCUGAAUAACAGGCUUCAGCUGGCAGCUCAUGGAUAUCUUAGCUCAGAAUGUUAUAGUUAACUUGAUUCUUCUUCACAACUUUAAUAAUUUUACAUGUUAAAUUUCUUCUUUUAGUCAAAAUCUAAUUAAACUUUUUCUGCAUUAACAUUUGAUUUACAAAAUGCAAGUUUUUAUAAGUAUUUCAUUUGAUUCUGAUAAAAAUCCAAAGAAUUUACACAAAGUAGGGCAAUUUUGUUUAAGGUAGAAAACGAUACAAAUGCAAAGCUACUUUUUAGAUAUGCUUUAUUUAUGUGUUGUUUAAAAAAGAACAAUUAGCGCAACGAAAAUAAGAAAAACAGUAUACUCAACAAAUGCAAUGUGUGGAAGUCACUUAAUGCAUUGCCCACUACAUUCAUAGCAGCAUACAUGAUGGCUGUUCCGAAAUACAUUCUAAAAACCAUUGAAAGUCUUUGUCUAACUAGUACACUGAAUUGGCUGAUCUCAACAAAUUAAACUUAAGAGACUUUUGCAAUUAACCUGGCAUUGCCUUUAACAUCAAACCAAGUACAACUGCAGCUAAAGGUGAAAGGCUGAUGAUUUGGGACAGAAUAUACUCUGUAGCUGUUUGUUUGAUCCGGUGUUCUAUUCCAAUGCGUUGACUUUAUAUUACAUGGAUUGAUUGAGGUUGAAGUAAGCUGUGUAGUGUUUUAUUGCUCAAGGAAACGCCCCCACCCCCUAAUUUGAAGUUUUUCCAUGUGUGUGUUGUUGUUUUUGUAGUUAUGUCCUGAUAAUUUUCCAGAAUUGCAAAAAAAACCUUCAGGGAUUGUUACGCUGUAUAUUUGAUGCUGUACACGUUUUGAUGGUAUUUAUCAGUAGGUGUUACAAUAAAGACCUUGUGAAGAUCUCGUCUAUUGUA